AUGCAAAUUAUUGCUCCUCUCGUCGGUGCGUGCAGUGGGCCCAACGCCCGUACCAAACCUCCAGCUGGAGCCAUCAUCGUUGACGCGGCUGGAGCGCACAGCGGCAGCGUCCGCACCGUAGCGGACGGUGUCGCCAAGCUGCCCAACACAACGGCGGAGCACACGCUCUUCGUCUUCCCUGGCGUAUACGAAGAGCAAGUGAUCAUAUCGAAGCUAAUCGGAUGUGAUACCACAUCGUACACUACCAACGAGGUGACCAUCUCUCACGCUUUGGCCCAGAAGGACAAUCCUGCCUCGAUUUCGAAGGACCGCAACGACUUCACCACUACGUUGCACCUCCGGACGGACAACGUCAAGAUCGGCAACCUUAAUAUCGCCAACAUGGCAGGCAAGAUCAACGCCGUCUCGGUUGUCGGCACCAAUUCCGGCUUCUACGCUUGCUACUUCACGGGCUAUCGGGACGCGCUUUACGCGAACAAGGGCGCCAAUCUGUACGCCAAGUCGUACAUCAGCGGUGUGGAAGACUUCAUCUUCGGGCAGUACGCGAGUGCAUGGUUCGAGUCGUGUGACAUCGUGUCGAUCGAUGCGGGUCAUAUCACGGCUAAUGGCCGUGACUCCGACACCAACCCGUCCCAGUACGUCUUCAACAACGCGCACGUGUCCGGCACGGCUAAACCUGGAUCAGUCUACCUCGGUCGCCCGUGGCAGCCCUACGCCCGUGUCGUCUUUCAGAACAGUAAACUUGUCAAAGUUGUCAACCCUGCUGGCUGGGAGUUGUGGGAAGACAACGACAACAACACCGCCAACAUUUACUUCGAGAAGUACAACAACAGUGGGGCUGGCGCAGCUACGGAUGAUCGAGCGGAUUUUAGUAGAGUGUUGGCGAAGUCUGUGGCUAUCGCUGACGUUCUCGGUGAGAACUGCGAGAGUGCGGGGCGGGUUGAUACCGCGUUCCUGUAA
Phytophthora sojae is the source of this 960-nucleotide messenger RNA. RefSeq lists its product as hypothetical. Gene Ontology annotation, biological process: cell wall modification. Bases 1 to 960 code for a protein of 319 amino acids. Gene Ontology annotation, molecular function: pectinesterase activity. The transcript is spliced from 3 exons. NCBI's taxonomy places the organism in Eukaryota, Oomycota, Peronosporomycetes, Peronosporales, Peronosporaceae. The record is from RefSeq and is a predicted model, not a curated record.